GUCUGAAAAGUACGAAACAUUUACAGUUCGUAAUGAUGACAGAGUAUUAUAACUUUCAGAAAAGAAGGAAACUUAAACGUUGAAAACAUUUCGUGCGCACUUAAACUCUGGUUUUUUGAACAAUCAGACAUUUACGUUUUGCUUAUUUAUUUACGUAUGUAACAAUCGAAUAAACCUAACACCUCAUCUUUGUCAUUUAAAAAAGUAUAUCGUAAGGAAUAUAACAGAAGUUUAAUUCCUGUUUUGUUAAUACUCUUUGAAACCAAAUCUUAGAAACAAUAUCAUUUCAUAAUAUCUUUGAAAAAGAAUUGGGAUAAGAGUGCUAAAACCAUAAUCAUUGCAUGUUUAGAAAUACAAAACUUUAUAGUGCCGCUGUGUUUCAUAAUUAACAGAAAUGCAGUGUCAGUGUGGCUCUACUGAUAUUGAUACAGACUCUGGUCGUGUAGAUUCAGUUUGUAGACAAUGUGGUUCUGUAUUAGAGGAUUGUGGUAUUGUUACAGAUGUGCAAUAUAUGCCUGACUCUACAGGAGCUACUCGGGCUGUUGGAAGUUUGAUAAAAUUUGACGAGGGACCAUAUGGAUUCCACCGAUCAAGUAGUGAAAAAGAGUCUAGAGCUAUAACAUUAUUAAAUGCAAGGAAAAAUAUUGAAUCACUAGCUUUAAAACUGCAAUUAAAAUCUCGUGCAAUUGAUGCUGCCUACAAAUUUUAUAGAAUGGCUCUUUCAAAGCAAUUGACUAAAGGACGUAAAAGUACGCAUGUCGUUGCAGCAUGUGUCUAUAUGCAUUGCCGACAAGAAUCCACACCUCAUAUGCUUUUGGACUUUAGUGAAAUUCUCAAAAUUAAUGUGUAUGAGUUGGGGAAAACAUACCUGAAAUUAUCAUCUGCUCUCUGUAUACAGGCUCCAAUUUUAGAUCCUGCACUUUACAUUGCAAGAUUUGCUCAUCAAUUAGAAUUCGGGGAUAAAGAAGAAGCUGUUGUUUGUGUUGCCUCAAAAUUAGUAGCUAGGAUGAGAUCUGACUGGAUACAUUUGGGGCGUAGACCGUCUGGUUUAUGUGGGGCAGCAUUGCUUGUUGCUGCUAGGUUAUAUAACUUCAACCGAACUAUAGAUGAUAUUAUAAAAGUUGUUAAAGUUUGUCAAGCUACUGUAAGGAAAAGAUUGAAUGAAUUUAGUGAUACUCCUUCAGGUAAACUUUCUAUAGAUGACUUCAUGGAAGUCAAUUUAUCUGAGGAACAAGAUCCUCCAUGCUUUAAAAAUGCUCGUAGAAAGUUACGUGAACUAGAAGAUGAAAACAAAGCUAAGGAACUUGAAAAACAAGUGACAGAAAUAAGAAAAGAGAUUGAGAAAGUUCUUGAAAACUCUAAAAAGAAGUCUAUGUAUGAAAAUAUGGGUGCAGAAGAAUCUAUUGACUCUCCUCCUACAAGCUCUCUUAAAAGUGUCGAUAUGCUUGUUGCUGAAAAUACCGUUGACUCACUGAAAGACAUCAUACAAGAGAAUGAUUCAAGUGAAACAUCCAUUGAUAAUUUUGCCCCUAUUUUCAUGCAAGAAUCCAACAUAAUAGAAGAUUCAGCAUCAUCAGCAAAUGAUUCUGGUUAUUCAUCUCAUAUCAUUGAACCAUCUUUAGCAGAUAUCGGGUUGAAAGGUGGUAGCAGCAAGUCUUCUUCACAAACCACUGUUUCUGAAAAAAGAGAAGAAAGAAAAGCUCUUGAAGAGGAGGAAAAUGCUAAAAAGCCAAAUCGAAAGAAAAGAAAACGGAAAAUAGUUCAGGGUGAACCAGAUGAAGUUCUGCAACAAAUAGUUCAACAGAAGAAAAUAUCUUUCAAAUUAGAUUAUGAUGUUUUAAAAUCUCUUAAUCCUGAAAAUAUGUCUGUAGAAAAAAGCGAGCCAGAUGUUGAAAAGAAAACUGUAGAAACUCCCCCAGUUCAAAAUAGAGCUCGACCUAAAAAACCACCUCCCCGCAUUCCUUUUAAUAUCAAAAAAGGCAUGUCUGAUAUUGUUGGAAAUAGUAGGAGGAAAGCGAUGGCAGCCUUAAUAGAAGAACAAAAUAAUGAACUUGAGGAACUGUCUGAACAGAAAUCAAAAUUAGAUAAUUAUACUCCUGAACCAGAAAAAACAGAAAUAAUUGAUUUAACUGAUGGUGUGUCACUUGCUAAUAAGCUACUGGAAAAUGGUAACAAUGAAUUACCAGAUAUAGAAGAGGUUGAAGAUGAGGAAGAAGAAGAUGACUAUGAAUCUGAUUCUGAAAUCUAUAAUUAUAAAGAUGACAUUCCACCAGAUUUCUAUGCAGAAGAUGAAUAUGUGGAUGAUUAUGAAGAUUGAAGAAACACUUUCAACAAUUGGUGGCAAUUUAAAUUUUUCCUAAUCCACACUAUGUUCCUAUAAAACUACAAUGCUAUCUUUAAAUACACAUGGUGCUUUCCUGUCAGUAUGGAAUAUGCUGGGGAGAUUGUAUUGAAACAUUUCAUGCAGUUACACUUUUAUUUAAUUCAUCACUUUGCUUAAAAAUUUUGGUUUAAUAUUCUAUUUUAGACUUGUUAUAUUAUCUUAACUUAUAAAAAAUCUGUUAUGUUUUUCUGAAAACUUUUUAAUUUUUGUUAUUAUGGUGAUCAAUUUUACUAGCGAAAACUUCAUAAUAAUGCGCUGACGAAUAAAACUUGUGGGACCUGCGAGAGUGCUUGCUGGCCACUGACUGGAGAUAAACCAGGUACUUUGUAAAUCUGACGCCGGUUGCUCUGACCAUUAUGGAAAAGGGUGUAUAUUUUUGACCAAUAUGAGUUUUGCAUGUUUGAACUCAUUCAAACCAUAAACCAAACUUUAAUACUGCCAAAAACUUUUGCUUUUGGAAUUAAAAAUGCUUUUUUAUAUUUGAUAAAAUGUGUUAUUUUUUAUUUGCCUUUCCCUGCUUAUUGAAAAUUAGAGUAAGUGUUUAAUAGUUUUUAACUAGUAUUUAUACAACUGUAUUUUAUUUCUAUUUUAAUUACUUUCAUAUCUAUAUUUAUUGUUCAACAUGCUGUUUAAAUAAUUGUUUAUGUUACUUCUUUGUUGACCUAUUUACUUGUUGAGUUUUUUUUUAUUUCUUAUUGCAAGAACUAUGAUGAUGUUUGUUUGUUUUACUUUUCCAUGAAGUAAUUGUGAGUAUUUUGUCAUGCAUGAAGUAUUUUGCUAUCAUUUAUACUUGAUUGACAAAUGAAUCAAAUUUUUGCCUAGUUAUUGACAAAAUGUAGAAGUUUUAGCACUUAUAAACUACCAAACAAUUUAAUAGUUUGUUUCAAUAUUAUCAAAUACACAAUGCGUUUUGAUAAUAUACAAUAUUUUCUUCUGUAAUUAUUUUACCGACAAUUGUGGUACUAGGUCCAAACUCCUAGUUUUUUAUUUAUUUAAAGUUGGUUAUAAGCCAUGUAGUGAUUUUAUAUUAUAUUUUUCAUACCACUCCGAUUAUUUCUUUCUGUACUAGGGUACAGCAAUCUUCAUUGAAAAGCCAUCAUUUCAUGUAAUGAGCUUAAAGGCAAAUAUAGUUCAUCUUUUUAUGUACUGAUUUAAAACCAAACUUUUAAUUUUAAAAUAAAAGAAAAACAUGAGUUUAAUAGUGGAAAAAACCUCUCUGUUUAGAGAUUUUUUAAUCCAUAUUUGAUAGGAUUUCCCACUAAAAAAAAAAUUGGUUCUAGUUGAACUAGUACUUUCCAUGCUCUGUAUAUCUGAGAAUAUUGAAACAGCUUAAUGUAAUUAUAAGUUUGUGCAAGCAGUUUUUAGUAAUUUGAUUGUUUUAAAAAGCAAAAUGCAAAUAUUUCUUACAAUUCAGUGUGUUAUGUGUUUAAAUAUUAAUUAUUUCUAUUGAGUAUAUUCUCCGUUAGUUUUCAUGAUUACAUGAUAUUCCCAUGUUUUCUACAAUAUUAAAUAAGAAUAAUUUUUAAUGACAUGUUUCAUAUUUUUUUUUAAAAUUGCAGAAAUAUUGCUAAAAAAUUUGAACUCAAGUGAUGUAAUUUAUUUUUAUAUUAUAAUUAAGAAUAAACUACAUCGUACUUACUAC
Messenger RNA from Parasteatoda tepidariorum (common house spider), 4025 nucleotides. RefSeq names its product Brf RNA polymerase III subunit (gene Brf). Gene Ontology annotation, biological process: DNA-templated transcription initiation; transcription preinitiation complex assembly; transcription by RNA polymerase III. Gene Ontology annotation, molecular function: RNA polymerase III type 3 promoter sequence-specific DNA binding; TBP-class protein binding; RNA polymerase III general transcription initiation factor activity. The record is from RefSeq and is a predicted model, not a curated record. Lineage: Eukaryota; Metazoa; Arthropoda; Arachnida; Araneae; Theridiidae. Gene Ontology annotation, cellular component: transcription preinitiation complex; nucleus; transcription factor TFIIIB complex.